Poecilia reticulata (guppy) is the source of this 5227-nucleotide messenger RNA. RefSeq names its product forkhead box N2a (gene foxn2a). The record is from RefSeq and is a predicted model, not a curated record. Gene Ontology annotation, cellular component: nucleus. Gene Ontology annotation, biological process: regulation of DNA-templated transcription. Gene Ontology annotation, molecular function: cis-regulatory region sequence-specific DNA binding; DNA-binding transcription factor activity. NCBI's taxonomy places the organism in Eukaryota, Metazoa, Chordata, Actinopteri, Cyprinodontiformes, Poeciliidae.
ACGCGGGACCCGUCCGGCUGCUUUGCUUUCACUCUUUAAUAACAGACAAAUCAACCCAUUAAUGCUUUCCAAUGAACCGGGUUUAAAAGGCUCUAAAAACACAUUCUCCUCCCACUGAACGCUGUGAGCGCUGUAAGAUAAAACUAAAAAAAAAAAAAAAAAAAAAAAAAACAUUGCACGAUGCAAAAAACUGGAUGGCGUGCGCGUUCGCGGCGCUCCAGCGCUGCGGCAGUUGCCAGGGGAGAUAGGAGGGGAGGGGUUGUGAUUGGCUGAAGUGGACCUGUUGCCAUGACGACGGCGAGGGGUUUGGUAGCGUUGCCGUGCGCUGUGUGAUCUGCGCGCUGCGUGUAUGGAGGAAGCAGCUGCUGAUCUGAUCUCUGACAUUGUGUGAGACAGACAUCUGAAUUAAACUCUGCUUUUACACACACCGCUCCAGGGUAGCGACGUGCAUGAUUACCUCUUUGGUUUAAUGGGUCCAAUCAUUGGGAUGUCACCAGAUAAGAAAACGGAAAUUCCGGGUAUGCAAGAAGAGCGGACGGGACUCAGAGGUGUCUGUGGUGUGGGGACCCUGCCCGAGGCGGAGUGCGCAUCCAGUCCACUGGCGACGAGCGUGGAUCGUGCUUCAGGUGCAGAGGAUGAGGAGCUCACCAACCUCAACUGGCUCCACGAGAACCUGCUCCAGAACUUCACUCUCGGCGGCCCAGAAGCUCAGACAAGUGGAAGCCCCCUGUUUGACAUUGAAGGAGACUACAAACAAAACCAGGGCCCUUCGUCGUCCUCGUCAUCUUCAUUGCAAAACAGGGGCCGGGAACGGGACUCGCUGAAAUCUAAGCCCCCUUUCUCGUUUUCCCUCCUCAUCUACAUGGCUAUCGAGCAGUCUCCCAGCAAGUCUCUGCCAGUUAAAGAAAUCUACGGGUGGAUUCUGGAGCACUUCCCUUACUUCUCCAACGCUCCCACAGGCUGGAAGAACUCCGUUCGUCACAACUUGUCUCUAAAUAAAUGCUUCCGCAAGGUCGACAAGAGCUUGGGAAAGGCCAAUGGGAAAGGUUCCCUCUGGUGUGUUGACCCUGAGUAUCGUCCCAACCUAAUCCAAGCUCUUAAGAAGCAGCACUUCCCAGCCGCACAUGCCUUCUGCACGCCACCCGCCUCCCCGCCCAGUGCCUCCUCACCUCCUCGCCAUCUCUUUCUACAAGGCUGCUCAUUCAAAGAGUCUGACAUUGAUGCUGCCACUGCCAUGAUGCUCUUAAACUCUGCCCCUGGGCACCACGUUGACCCAUGUAACUCCGACGGCCCGCUGGACCUCUCCCGACCCGACUCUGUCCUGGUGAGCAGCGAUCCGAAGCAGGACCAUAACUACAGCAGCGCAGCCCUGCAGCGCUGCUCGUCCCGCUCCUCCUCCUCCUCCCUCUCAUCCUUGGACGAAGGCGGCUGCGAGCGCAGCCAGUCUCGGCGCGCCGGCAGUGAGGGUUUCCACAGCGACGAGGACUCCGACCUCUGGGACGAGAGGGCCGUCCAGCAGACUUCUCGACGUCCGCCCGCCAUCAAGUGGCCCAUCAGCAAGCGACCCCGGCGCGAGGUCAAGCCGGAGCUAGACGAGGAGCUGAAAGAGGCGGCGGGGUCUUUGCUACACCUCGCCGGUAUACGCAGCUGUACAGAGGGGUCCAAACGCACUGUCAAGAGCACAAAACUUAACAGGAAAUGAAGUUCCCCUCGCCCCCGAUAAGACUCCGGACCCUGUGAAUCCUGACCCCUGACCCCUGAUCGUGUGUCCCAGUGUGCCUCCUUCUCCUCACCUGAUCGUUCACUGGCCAUUUUGAGCCUCUUUUGGUUGGGAGCGUCCUCGUCCAACUAACAAAUGGCAAUAGUAUCGUUCACACAGGAGAACAAAGCCAUAUAGAGUAACAUUGGGGGGGUUGGAUGUUCGGGCUGUGGAGAACCAUCGAGAAGACCCCAACCCAGAACGACCCGCCUGCUUUUUGUCAGAUUUAGAAGACUGUGAUUCAAGAAUCUCUCUUUCAAAGACAAAAACGGGGGGGGGGGGGAAAGCUGAAGGUUUUUAUAACUCAAAGCGUUGCAUGCUUCCUCCUCAAACUUGUAUCCUCUUCCAAGUGAAUCUAUUUAUGAAGCGAAUGAGUGCAUGUUUGUAACAGACAAAACCUAACCUCCUGGUGUUAUCAGUUUCUCCUCUUUGUGCUACAUGACGACAAAAAAACAAAAACAAAACAAAAGUAAUGCCACUAUUUGGAAAGCAACCCUCGCUCUUUGAAUCCUUUUAAAAACAUGCAAUAAUGAAUCCACAACCUUAACUUUUUCUCUCUUCUUUUCCGUGACGGCGUCUUUCUUUCAGCUGAGCGUGCGAGUUUAGCUUUUCAUUUAAGAAAAGGAGCAGAGGAGUAUUACGAUGUUGGUAUGCGAUCCGUUUACGGCACACAAACCGUGACUCCUGUUUUUUCAGGAUGUGAAAAUAGUAUUUUUCUGCAACUGCCAAAUUUAGUUGAAAACCUAGCAGCAGUUCUUUGUGCUAAUUAUUAUUACCGUGUGAACACAUAUUUGGUGAACAUCUGACUGCCACGCAAUGCCAGAUUCUUAGGUUGUUGUCCACAGAUUUUAUUGUGGCAACCCUGAUUUCAGCCUGAUCCUGAGAUGAUGGCUCUAAAACAGCCGAAAUCCGAAAGAGUGCCAGCGUAAAACAAUACGUGCUCCUUCUGAUGUGCAGCGCCCCGAUUCCCCUCCGUGGAUUUUACACCUCGUUUUUCUUCUGAGGCAAAUGAUAAUUUGCAGCUUAGAGUUUCAGUUUCUGCUAUGAGAUCCACUGAUGGGAGACCGUAAGCAACGGGAAGACUGCGUGGAGAGAGCGAAACUUUAACUUUACAGUCACUCCCGAGUUACUAAAGAGCAGUGCUGACCUCAGGGCCUGUCUGGCAGGGAGUGUUUCGUCGUUGCUCUUCCCGCUAGAACAAAAAACGGAAGUGGACACUCUCUCUUCGCAAGCUUGUAAAGCCGGUGUCAGCUGAUUGCACGCAGCUCUCAGAAGGGAAGUUGUUGUGUUGGAGCUUUUAGGUCGGCUGCAGACCCACGGGAUUCACGUCGGCCUGGGCAGGAAUGAUGGUCGUUACCCGAAAACUCGGAUGUUCACAGGAAAAGUCGGUAAAGUGUACGUGGUUGCUGCCAAACUUUUUUUUUUUUUGUGCCACUGACUUCAAACAAAAGGGGGGUUAUGGUCACUUUACAGAUGCCUCUUAAUAAAUUAGAAAAUCAUCAAAAAGUUUAUUUUAAAAUUUCAAUUUCAAAAAGUGGAGCAUGUAUAUUGGUUAAUUUCACACAGAGUGAUAUAUUUAGAUGUUUGCUUUUGCUCAAAUAAUGAAAACCCAGAAUUCCGUUUCUCAGAAAAUUACAUAAAACCAGUGAAUAAAUGAUUAUUUUUCUGCUCUAGAAUCUUGCUGAGGUGUCAAGGAAGCCCAGCGGUCUUCAGCUCGUCUUGACUUUACAACUCUCCCAUGCCUGUGGUUAUCGCUGCUGCUUAUGCGCUGCUUUCUACCACAGUUUCUCCUUCCACUCAACUUUCCAUUACCAUUCUAGGACGCUGCAGAGCUCUGCGAAUGGCCAGCAUUUCUAACAGUGACCUUUUCCUGACUGUCUGCUGGACAGCUGUCAACUCAACAGUUGCUCCAUGAAUGUGUAACAUAUUGUCUUUAAUUAUGAAAUAUUUAAAUGUUCUGAGAAACUACAUUUUGGUGUUCAUUAACUUAAACCAUAAUCUUCAAGAUAUUAGAAAAAUAAGAUUUGAACAUCACUCUGUGUCAUAAAGCUGCAUAACAUGAAUUCAGCUUUUUCAAUUGAAUUAUUUAUAUAAAUAAACUUUUCAGUGAUAUUCUAACUUAUUGAGAUGCGUCUGUAAUUCCCUCGCUGCCACAGCAGUCAAGUUUUUUGUGGUAAUGUUAAGAAUCUGGUAAUCUCUCCAGUUGUUUGGUUGUGUUUUAUUUUAUUUUAUUAUUUUUUUGUUUGUUUGUUUUGUUUUAUUUUGUUUUUUAAAGAAUUUUGUUUUUGCCACUUUAGACUUGGAGCCAUUAAUUGAGGUAAAAUCUGUGGUUCCCAGAACUAAUACCUGCAUACACUGGUCUUGUUUAGCUGUGAAAAAAAAAAGAACAAAUUAUUUGUUCGUUAGUCAUCACCUUAUUUAUAACUUUAAUUUAUGGGAUAUUUGAAUGCAUACUCUAUCAAACACUGGUCAUGUGAAAAAAUGACUUAAGCACAUUUAUUUUCUUUACUCUGUGAAGUCUGAGUAUUUUUUCCCUUGUUUAUUUUACAGCAAUACCCUUUUUUCUUGUUACAGUGAUUACACAUUUUGCCAAUGUAUAAUGUCUUUUCAGCGGGUUUCUUUUCCUCAGUUUAACCAUGACUGCCAGUUUUUUGUGUUUGUUUUGCUUUUUUUUUAUUAAGCUAAAUAGAAGCAGUGAAUUAAUGUUGAACCUGGGAGUUUUUUAUUUUUAUUUUUAUUUUUGUUUCUUUUUUAGGUUGCCAAAACUGAUGUACAGCAGGGGAGGUUGAAUUAUAAGCCAACUCGUUGCCCUCGUGCUGUAGAAAUUCUCUGAUGUUGAUUCAGUAACUUUCACAAUCCUCUCAUGAAUGGUUUGUCUUUAACUUUUUGUCUGAAAUUGAAGAUUAGUGGUCAGAAUCAGAUUAGAGUCUCAGAGGGAAAAUGACUUUUAUGAGUUGCUGGGAAUGUUUGGGUAUAUCACUGCAAAAACUGGAUCACAUCAUCUAAAGCCAACCAGGCAGCUGCUGUUUGAAGUAAGGCUAACAUUCGAUUAUAACAACAAUUUCUAAGUAAUUAUGGAAAGACAUGUCGAGUAAAAAUCUCGUGUUCUGCAGCGUUUGCAAUUGGUCUAAAAGCAACAUUUGCAAAGCUGCCAGAUAAGUUUUCACUCAACUUAAAUGAUUGGUUGCUUCAUUGCUCAUCAGCUGUUAUUGAAUAUUGAUUGUGAUUUUUUUAUUUUUAUUUGUUGCAGUUCCUUUGGGUGUACUAAUUCUUGCAUUUGACAAAGCUGCCAACCCAGUAUCAGUUUGUGUCUGUUGUCUGCCAUGUCCAUCGGACUGACACACCUUUUGUUUUUUUGUAUGCUAACCUCUGUUGAUAAAAAUGUUUAUAAGAUUUAUUUUCGCCAAAGAUAUGCAAUUGCAUUAUAUAUGGUAUUACAAAAAUAUUAAUAAAAUCUUGUUCUUGUUA